Triticum aestivum (bread wheat) is the source of this 339-nucleotide messenger RNA. RefSeq names its product putative cysteine-rich receptor-like protein kinase 32. The record is from RefSeq and is a predicted model, not a curated record. The transcript has 4 exons. Lineage: Eukaryota; Viridiplantae; Streptophyta; Magnoliopsida; Poales; Poaceae. The coding region runs from base 1 to 339 and encodes 112 amino acids.
AUGAACAAUUUCUCUGAUUGGAUAAGGAGGUUUUGGCAGGUUUUGCCAGGUUUUGGCAAAGUUUACAAGGGAAUGUCGGGGAGGGGGGGGGGGGGGGUGGGUCAAGAAGUUGCUAUCAAGAGGCUAAGUAAGGAUUCUCAACAAGGAACAUAUGAAUUCAAGAAUGAAGUUAUUCUAAUUGCCAUAUUGCAGCAUAGAAACUUGGUUGUCAGUGGAAUAUGUAGAAGCUCCUAUAGUCAAACCAUGGGCUUCCCUAGUCUCACUGUCUAUUCAUGGGAUAUGUGGAUGGAAGGGAAGACAGAGGAUUUGUUGGACUCAACUAUCAUGGAUACUUGUUAA